AUGUUUGGAAAGUCAUCCUCCAAAGUCAAUCAGUGGUUGGAACGUCGUCGACCACAAUCCGCUUAUUAUCCUUCGUCGUCAUCCACCAAGCUACAAAUCUCACCCGAUAAUCAGGAUGAAUCAUGCAAAAAUGGAUCUACCGCCCAUAGCAACGCCACAUUGGCACGACGCGCCUUUUCUUUGCAACAGCAUGGUUCAGGUCAUAGCAACCGAGUAGCAUCACCAUCACAGAAUGAAACGAGUAGCAGCAGCAACAAUAAUAAUCAUCCUCUAUCAAUCCCCACACGACAUACCAGCAAGUUUUAUAAGUUGGAUCCAGAGCUACAGGCCCGUGUUGACAAUGUGCUUGAAAGUGACCAACUUAAACAACUCAUGGAUCGUCUUCAACAACAGAAAAAGACACAACGACAAUCGCAACCACCUCCUGCUGUUCCACCUCAUUACGUCUGCUAG
Messenger RNA from Lichtheimia ornata, 453 nucleotides. RefSeq lists its product as uncharacterized. The transcript has a single exon. Bases 1 to 453 code for a protein of 150 amino acids. Lineage: Eukaryota; Fungi; Mucoromycota; Mucoromycetes; Mucorales; Lichtheimiaceae. The record is from RefSeq and is a predicted model, not a curated record.